Molecule: messenger RNA, 1344 nt
Organism: Aspergillus ochraceoroseus IBT 24754
Lineage: Eukaryota; Fungi; Ascomycota; Eurotiomycetes; Eurotiales; Aspergillaceae
Exons: 4
Coding region: 1-1344 (447 amino acids)
Source: RefSeq, a predicted model, not a curated record
AUGCCAGCAGUUAAUGCCCAAGUCCUCGAAACCGACUCGCGGUAUCUGUUUCGCCAGCCAGUCGCCCUACAGUGGUUUGAGAAUGGACGGCUUGUGAAAUGCAAGGAGGAGGAGCGAUCGGCCGGCCCGUUUGAGCUUUUCCUCGACCUGUUGUACGUCGCCAUAUUGGCCAAUUUCGCCGAGGCACUGGCGGAGGACAUCUCGGGUGUAUCUCUCGUAAAGUACUUGCUGAUCCUCGCCCCCUCAUGGCAGGUUUGGAGCGACCUCCGCGAACUGAUGAACUCGUUUUACAAUGACGAUCUACUGCAGAGAGUAUUGAUCCUCUGGAUUAUGGCUCUUAUGGUCGUCUACGGCAACAAUGCGCCAUUGGUGAAUGAAUCAAUUGGGGCAAUGCGCGCCACUGUGGCCUCCUAUAUGGUGGCCCGUGUGUCCUGUAACGCUGCGCAUCUAUUCUAUUCGUUUUCCAGUUACCACCAUCGUCCCCAACAGCGGUUGUGGGUUGCGCUCUCAUCAUUAUCCCUCUGUAUUUAUAUUCCACUCUACUUUGACACGGUCUCAAUCCGCUCUAAAAUUGCCGUUGCGACCGUGGCUAUUGUGGUUGAACAAGCACUUUGGAUUUUCUGCUUCUCGCCAGCAGCGAAGAAGCUCCUGAAGGCCAAGUAUACCACUGCUGUCGAUAUUCCCCAUGAGGUGGAUCGUUUCGCCGCAUUUUACAUCAUUGUACUGGGUGAAUACCUUUACCAAAUUGUGGUUGGCUCGCCUGCCGCUAUGGGGUUGAAUCUGGGCCUGCUCCACGCGGUGUGGACCUUGAUCAUUGCCUUUUGCCUGAACUGGAUGUACGUCCACAAAGAUGGUGGCUUACACAGUACCCAUCCGCUGCGAUAUUCGGUUUCCACUGCGUUUGCAUGGGCAUUCCUUCACCUCCCAUUAUGUGCUAGCCUUCUAGCCAGUGGUCAUGUAGCCGCCACCAGCACCGCCGAAGAUCGCUUCGAGGACCCCGAGCGCUGGCUGCUAUGUGGAAGUCUAGGAGCAGGCAUGUUUUGCCUAUAUGCCCUGGCGAGCCUGUUCGAGUGUAAUGAUCAGCCGUGUACCUUGAUUUUGGGUAAACAUUCACGAAUCAUCAUGCGACCCAUUGUAGGCGUCAUUCUUGUUCUUCUGGGGCUCGCUAACAAGCUGGACAUCACCUCUGUUUUGUCCAUCGUCAUGGCCCUGGUGGUAUUUUGCCUGAUUUGGGAAAAUGUCACCUCUCUGCGCCGGGAUGCGCAGCUGUGGGAGCCAUGGGAGAAUACCAAGUAUCCUGAGGAGAGGGACCAUAUUGAUGACUUGAAUAAUAUAAUUAUAUAA